AUGAUCGGCCGCGCUUUGAUUUUGUCGAGACUUUCGUCAAGAAUUGUCUCAAAUUCAACUCGAAGUUUAUACAUUCAAGUUCAAGAGACGCCGAAUCCGUUGUCUCUUAAAUUUCUACCAGGACAAACAAUUCUUCCGGAUGCUUCGAAAACCUAUGAUUUCAGUUCGACAACUGCCGCCAAACAGAGUCCGCUGGCUUUAAAAUUGAUGCGGAUUGAUGGCGUAAAACGCGUAUUCUUGGGCGAAGACUUCGUAACAGUAACGAAAUCCGACGAAAAAACCGAUUGGGCAAUCAUUCGACCUGAAAUAUUCUCGCUCAUCGCCGAUCACAUUCAAUCCGGAAAACCGGUCGUCAAUGAAGAUACGGGAGCUGCUGCCGAGGAAGAAGAUGACGAUGAGGUUGUGAUGAUGAUCAAAGAGAUUCUGGAAACUCGAAUACGGCCGAUGGUUCAGGAGGACGGCGGUGAUAUCGUGUAUGUCGGAUUCGAAAACGGAACGGUUAAGCUAAAAAUGCAGGGUUCAUGCACAGGAUGUCCAAGUUCGGGUGUGACAUUGAAGAAUGGAAUCGAGAACAUGCUGACAUUCUAUGUUCCCGAAGUCAAACAAGUCGUUGAAGUCAAAGAUGAGUCUGACGAUCUCGUCGAGAGAGAAUUGAAAAAAUUCGAGCAAUCUCGAGGAAUCACCGAAUAA
Molecule: messenger RNA, 690 nt
Organism: Caenorhabditis bovis
Lineage: Eukaryota; Metazoa; Nematoda; Chromadorea; Rhabditida; Rhabditidae
Source: the annotation of a GenBank genome assembly